AGAGUUGUUGUUUCCUCCUCCUCCUCCUCCGCCUCCGCCGCCGUUGCUUGAAUGGUGGAGCCGAGGCUGGGCUCGUGAACACACAGUGACAGCUAUAGGGCAGGCGGCGGCACCAUCCCCGCUUCCCCUCGGCGGCGGGGUGUCCCGCCGGCGGCCCUGAAGUGACCCAUAAACAUGUCUUGUGAGAGGAAAGGCCUCUCGGAGCUGCGAUCGGAGCUCUACUUCCUCAUCGCCCGGUUCCUGGAAGAUGGACCCUGUCAGCAGGCGGCUCAGGUACGGCGGCGCGCGGCGCGGGCCGAGCUGCUGCCCCGCCGCACCGACUGGACCGGGAAGGAGCAUCCCAGGACCUACCAGAAUCUGGUGAAGUAUUACAGACACUUAGCACCUGAUCACUUGCUGCAAAUAUGUCAUCGGCUAGGACCUCUUCUUGAACAAGAAAUUCCACAAAGCGUUCCUGGAGUACAGACUUUAUUAGGAGCUGGAAGACAGUCCUUGCUACGCACAAAUAAAAGCUGCAAGCAUGUUGUGUGGAAAGGAUCUGCUCUGGCUGCAUUGCAUUGUGGAAGACCACCCGAGUCACCAAUUAACUAUGGUAGCCCACCCAGUAUUGCGGAUACUUUGUUUUCACGGAAGCUGAAUGGGAAAUACAGGCUUGAACGACUUGUUCCAACAGCAGUAUAUCAGCACAUGAAAAUGCAUAAACGAAUUCUUGGACACUUGUCAUCUGUGUACUGUGUAACUUUUGAUCGAACUGGCAGACGGAUAUUUACUGGUUCUGAUGACUGUCUUGUGAAAAUCUGGGCAACAGAUGAUGGGAGAUUAUUAGCUACUUUAAGAGGACAUGCUGCUGAAAUAUCAGACAUGGCUGUAAACUAUGAGAAUACUAUGAUAGCAGCUGGAAGUUGUGAUAAAAUGAUCCGAGUCUGGUGUCUUCGAACGUGUGCACCUUUGGCUGUUCUUCAGGGCCACAGUGCAUCUAUAACAUCCCUACAGUUCUCACCAUUGUGCAGUGGCUCAAAGAGAUAUCUGUCUUCUACUGGGGCAGAUGGCACUAUUUGUUUUUGGCUGUGGGAUGCUGGAACCCUUAAAAUAAAUCCGAGACCUGCUAAAUUUACAGAGCGCCCUCGGCCUGGAGUUCAAAUGAUCUGUUCUUCUUUCAGCGCUGGUGGAAUGUUUCUGGCCACAGGAAGCACAGAUCAUAUUAUUCGGGUUUAUUUUUUUGGAUCAGGUCAGCCAGAGAAAAUAUCAGAAUUGGAGUUCCAUACUGACAAAGUUGACAGUAUCCAGUUUUCCAACACUAGCAACAGGUUUGUAAGUGGCAGUCGUGAUGGGACAGCGCGUAUUUGGCAAUUUAAACGAAGAGAAUGGAAGAGCAUUUUGUUGGAUAUGGCUACUCGCCCAGCAGGCCAAAACCUUCAAGGAAUAGAAGAUAAAAUCACAAAAAUGAAAGUAACUAUGGUAGCUUGGGAUCGACAUGACAAUACAGUUAUAACUGCAGUUAAUAACAUGACUCUGAAAGUUUGGAAUUCUUACACCGGUCAACUAAUUCAUGUCCUGAUGGGUCAUGAAGAUGAGGUAUUUGUCCUUGAGCCACACCCAUUCGAUCCAAGAGUUCUCUUUUCUGCUGGUCACGAUGGAAACGUGAUAGUGUGGGAUCUGGCAAGAGGAGUCAAAAUUCGAUCUUAUUUCAAUAUGAUUGAAGGCCAAGGACAUGGUGCGGUGUUUGACUGCAAAUGCUCUCCUGAUGGUCAGCAUUUUGCAUGCACAGACUCUCAUGGACAUCUUCUAAUUUUUGGCUUUGGCUCCAGUAGUAAAUACGACAAGAUAGCAGAUCAGAUGUUCUUUCAUAGUGAUUAUCGGCCCCUUAUUCGUGAUGCCAACAACUUUGUCUUAGAUGAACAGACUCAGCAAGCACCUCAUCUUAUGCCUCCCCCUUUUUUGGUUGAUGUUGAUGGUAACCCUCAUCCAUCAAGAUAUCAGAGAUUAGUUCCUGGCCGUGAAAAUUGCAGGGAGGAGCAACUCAUCCCUCAGAUGGGAGUAACUUCCUCAGGACUGAACCAAGUUUUAAGUCAACAAGCAAACCAGGAGAUCAGCCCAUUGGACAGCAUGAUUCAAAGACUACAACAGGAGCAAGACCUGAGACGUUCUAGUGAAGCCGGUAUGAGUAAUACCAGCCGUUUAAGUAGAGGCUCUGUAAGUUCUACCUCAGAGGUUCAUUCACCACCAAAUGUAGGACUGAGGCGUAGUGGACAAAUUGAAGGUGUACGGCAAAUGCACAGCAAUGCACCAAGAAGUGAAAUAGCCACAGAGCGGGAUCUGGUAGCUUGGAGUCGAAGGGUGGUGGUACCUGAGCUAUCAGCCGGUGUAGCCAGUAGGCAGGAAGAAUGGAGAACUGCAAAGGGAGAAGAAGAAAUAAAAACUUAUAGAUCAGAAGAAAAAAGAAAACACCUUACUAUUCCAAAAGAAAAUAAAAUACCCACUGUCUCAAAGAAUCAUGCUCAUGAGCAUUUCCUGGAUCUUGGAGAAUCCAAACGGCAGCAGGCAAAUCAACACAAUUACCGUACAAGAUCUGCUUUGGAGGAGACUCCUAGACCUUCAGAAGAGAUAGAAAAUGGCACUAGUUCUUCAGAUGAAGGUGAAGUUGUUGCUGUCAGUGGUGGAACAUCUGAAGAGGAAGAGAGAGCAUGGCACAGUGAUGGUAGUUCUAGUGACUACUCGAGUGAUUAUUCUGACUGGACAGCAGAUGCAGGAAUUAAUCUGCAACCACCAAAGAAAAUUCCUAAGCAUAAAACCAAGAAAGCAGAAAGCAGUUCAGAUGAAGAAGAAGAAUCUGAAAAACAGAAGCAAAAACAGAUUAAAAAAGAAAGGAAAAAAGUAAAUGAAGAAAAAGAUGGACAAAUAUCACCAAAGAAAAAGAAGCCCAAAGAAAGGAAACAAAAGAGAUUGGCUGUAGGAGAACUAACGGAAAAUGGUUUGACAUUAGAAGAAUGGUUACCUUCAACAUGGAUUACAGAUACUAUUCCCCGAAGAUGUCCAUUUGUGCCACAGAUGGGUGAUGAGGUUUAUUACUUCCGACAGGGACAUGAAGCUUAUGUUGAAAUGGCCCGGAAAAAUAAGAUUUAUAGUAUCAAUCCCAAAAAACAGCCAUGGCAUAAAAUGGAACUACGGGAACAAGAACUGAUGAAAAUAGUUGGCAUAAAGUAUGAAGUGGGAUUGCCUACCCUUUGCUGCCUUAAACUUGCUUUUCUAGAUCCUGAUACUGGUAAACUGACUGGCGGAUCAUUUACCAUGAAAUACCACGAUAUGCCUGAUGUUAUAGAUUUUCUCGUCUUGAGACAACAGUUUGAUGACGCAAAAUAUAGGCGGUGGAACAUAGGUGACCGUUUCAGAUCAGUCAUAGAUGAUGCUUGGUGGUUUGGAACAAUUGAAAGCCAGGAACCUCUUCAGCCUGAGUACCCUGAUAGUUUGUUUCAGUGCUAUAAUGUUUGCUGGGACAAUGGAGAUACAGAAAAGAUGAGUCCUUGGGAUAUGGAGCUUAUUCCUAAUAAUGCUGUAUUUCCUGAGGAACUAGGUACUAGUGUUCCUUUAACUGAUGUUGAAUGCAGAUCAUUGAUCUAUAAACCUCUUGAUGGAGAAUGGGGUUCCAAUCCCAGGGAUGAAGAAUGUGAAAGAAUUGUUGCAGGAAUAAACCAGUUGAUGACACUAGAUAUUGCAUCAGCAUUUGUGGCCCCUGUGGAUCUACAAGCCUAUCCCAUGUAUUGCACUGUAGUGGCAUAUCCAACGGAUUUAAGUACAAUUAAACAAAGACUGGAAAACAGGUUUUACAGGCGAGUUUCUUCCCUGAUGUGGGAAGUUCGAUACAUAGAACAUAAUACACGAACAUUUAAUGAGCCUGGAAGCCCUAUUGUGAAAUCUGCUAAGUUUGUGACUGAUCUUCUUCUACAUUUUAUAAAGGAUCAGACUUGUUACAACUUAAUUCCACUGUACAAUUCAAUGAAGAAGAAAGUUUUGUCUGACUCUGAGGAAGAAGAGAAAGAUGCUGAUGUGCCAGGAACUUCUACCCGAAAAAGAAAGGACCAUCAACCUAGAAGAAGAUUACGUAACAGAGCUCAAUCUUACGAUAUUCAAGCAUGGAAGAAACAAUGUCAAGAAUUGUUAAAUCUCAUAUUUCAGUGUGAAGAUUCUGAGCCUUUCCGCCAGCCAGUAGAUCUCCUUGAAUAUCCAGACUACAGAGACAUCAUUGACACUCCAAUGGAUUUUGCUACUGUUAGAGAAACUUUAGAGGCUGGGAAUUAUGAGUCACCAAUGGAAUUAUGUAAAGAUGUCAGACUUAUUUUUAGCAAUUCAAAAGCCUAUACACCAAGCAAAAGAUCAAGGAUUUACAGCAUGAGUUUGCGCCUAUCUGCCUUCUUUGAAGAACACAUUAGUUCAGUUUUGUCAGAUUAUAAAUCUGCUCUUCGUUUUCAUAAAAGAAAUACAAUAACCAAAAGGAGGAAGAAAAGAAACAGAAGCAGCUCUGUUUCCAGUAGUGCUGCAUCAAGCCCUGAAAGGAAAAAAAGGACGUUAAAACCCCAGCUAAAGUCAGAUAUCUCUAUCUCUCCAUUCUCUACACCUACACGAACAAUACCACCACGGCAUAAUGCCACUCAGAUAAAUGGUAAAACAGAAUCCAGUUCUGUAGUUCGAACCAGAAGCAAUCGAGUGGUUGUAGAUCCAGUUACCACUGAGCAACCAUCUACUUCUUCAGCAGCAAAGACUUUAAUUUCAAAAGCUAAUACAUCUACAAUGCCAGGGAAAACAAUUCUAGAGAAUUCUGUGAAGCAUUCCAAAACCUUGAAUACUCUUUCAAGCCCUGGUCAAUCCAGUAUCAGUCAUGGCACUAGGAAUAAUUCUGCAAAAGAAAACAUGGAAAAGGAAAAGCCAGUCAAACGUAAAGUGAAAUCAUCUGUCCUCUCAAAAACAUCCACUGUUACAAAGUCAACACCUAUCACUGAUCAAGCAGAUUGUAAGAACAAUGCCCUCGUACCAGGAAGCAUUCAAGUAAAUGGCCAUGGAGGGCAGCCAUCCAAACUUGUGAAGAGAGGACCUGGAAGGAAGCCUAAGGUAGAAGUUAAUACCAAUAGUGGUGAAGUUAUACACAAGAAAAGGGGUAGAAAGCCCAAAAAGCUACAGUAUGCAAAGCCAGAACAUUCAGAGCAAAAUAAUGUGCAUUCAAUCCGAGAUGAAGUAGUUCCUUCUUCAACAUGCAGUUUUCUUUCUGAAACUAAUACUAUAAAAGAGGAUUUGUUACAGAAAAAAAGUCGUGGAGGCAGAAAACCGAAAAGGAAGAUGAAGACACAAAAACUAGAUUCAGAUCUCAUAGUUCCUACCAGUGUUAAAAUGCUGAGGAGAAGUAACCGAAAAAAGACAGAUGAUCCUGUGGAUGAGGAAGAAGAGUUUGAGGGACUUAAAGGCUCUGAACCCCACAUGAGAACUAGAAACCAAGGUCGAAGGACAGCUUUCUAUAACGAGGAUGAUUCUGAAGAGGAGCAAAGGCAGCUGUUGUUCGAAGACACCUCUUUGACUUUUGGAACUUCUAGUAGAGGACGAGUCCGAAAGUUGACUGAAAAAGCAAAAGCUAAUUUAAUUGGUUGGUAACUUGUACCAAAACAUUUUACUUCAAAAUCAUAAAGCAGGUACAGUUAAGGAACACAUAGAACUAAGGCUCUGCUUCCUUGCUGCUAUGGUGGAUUAGGGAAUGUUAUGAUUUGAUUUGCAAAAAAACAAACAAACUUACAAGACACUUCACUUCUUUAAAUGAAUAUAUAUAUAUAUAAAUAUAUACAUAUAUAUAUUUUAAAUGUUUGCUAUUUAUUGCCCUUAGAUAGGUUAUGCAUUUCAACAUUCAUUUCAUUCACUGUUUGAAACAAAAGAAAUUGAGGACCUAUAAUGAAUUCCCAGUUUAUUUCUGGAAAAGACAGUUCUGCUACACUCUUAAGGAGCAUAAUAUUCCUAGUGAUAGAGCAUUUCAUGUUAAAAUGAAUUAUUUUUGACCAAGCCAGGUACAUUUCUAUUGAUACAGAAGUCCUGCCCCUAGGAAGACAGAUGUUACCAGAGUAGCAGUAAAUUAAGAAGUGUGUUUCCUCUAAAGAUAAAUAUAAAAUUCCCACCAUUUGAUACCCUAAAAACUUUAAUUUUAAUUAUAGAAUGUUCAUCUACAAAGAAUCUAGACAAGGCUUUUGCUGUAUUCCAUUUCUGCCAAACGUAAGAGAAAAUGUACUGAUGAAAAGGAAACAUAUCCACAUUGGAAAACAUUUGACUGUCUAAUUUUUCAGACCUUGAUUCUUAUAUCAAUCACUCAAUCUCUGUUUAUUGUGCCAAAGACUGAGAAUCAGUGCAGUGGAAAGCCUGUUUUUGACUGUCAGGACAGCAUACACUUUUCAAUAUUGGAAAGGCUAUAUAUUAUUCUAAAGAGCACGUUAUUAAAAAGAGUUAUGCUGAGAUGUAUCUUUUUUUGGUACUUAAUAGUAGAAAAUAAUGCACUGGUGGGUCCUUUGACAGAGAUGUUUUAGAGAAAAUGUUUAAGUGGUUAAAGGAUUCAAGGAAAAUACAGGAAAAAGGUAUGGGAUUUGAUGUUUACUUGUUGAUCUGGAUUAAUGUUGUUUCUAAACUUUAGACAUAUCUAAUAGGCUAAAAUGACUUACAAAGAAAUGUGUCUGUGUGUGUAUGUGUAUAUAUUGAUAAAUGGGUAUAAUUAAAUAUAUAUACAAACACAUACUUAUAUACUAUUACCCAGGUAUAAAUUCUUUUUUCAGGAUUUUUUAGAUAGUGGUAGAAUAAAAAUAAUUUUAAAAUGUCAUACUUUAUAGUUUAAUUUUAAGGGGAAGAUUGGUUAUUUUCAAUUAUUAAAGGUUAAAAUAGGCCAAAUCACUUUUUAUGCAAUCAUGUUUUAUACAGUGGUCUCAUUGCACAUUGUGUUUUUUCUGCACUUUUUAUGGUAUCCUUAUCACGCUGGUAUGUCAAUAUACACCCUAAAGAAAAAUUCCAUUUAAUGAUUGUGCCUUGUAUUCUAUUAUUUUUUGCAUCGUUAGUAAAAUUAAGUUGUCUAUUGUAAAUGAUAACUAUAUGACUUAGGAGAAUGUAUUGCUAUAUGUACUGCUAUGGAAAAGGAAAGCAGUUAUUUAUUUGUUUAUGGUACAGUUAGUUAUUUUAUACCUUAAAAACCAACAUAAAUACCAUUUCUAUUGUUUAAAAAUUAUUGUCCAUUUUUUAAAAGGUUUAAAGAAUGUAGUAUUUUCUGAGGACUGGUAUGGUACAAAAAUGUAACCAAAAUUUUCAGAAACUACAUUUUUAAAAAGUGAGGAUGGGAAAAUAUGUAUCAGCAUGACCCUGAUGUAGAAAAAUAAAGUCUUCAAUUGAACCUUGGCAAAAUACA
Messenger RNA from Ailuropoda melanoleuca (giant panda), 7414 nucleotides. RefSeq names its product PHIP subunit of CUL4-Ring ligase complex (gene PHIP). The transcript is spliced from 39 exons. NCBI's taxonomy places the organism in Eukaryota, Metazoa, Chordata, Mammalia, Carnivora, Ursidae. The record is from RefSeq and is a predicted model, not a curated record. Bases 175 to 5637 code for a protein of 1820 amino acids. Gene Ontology annotation, cellular component: nucleus. Gene Ontology annotation, biological process: regulation of transcription by RNA polymerase II; regulation of cell shape; cytoskeleton organization. Gene Ontology annotation, molecular function: protein binding.